AUGUUUAAUUCAUUCUUUAAGAGAAAACGUACUGAACCCGAAGAGCCAAGUGGGGAAAAUGAAAACACAGAUGGAGCAAAUUCGAAGGGAAUAAAUAACCAUGAUGAUGGCAGAGAGGGUUAUGCGAUGCAGGAUGAUGGACCCUCUGAUGGGGAUAGGAAAAGGAAACAACAAAAGGGAAGAGAAGAUAACGACGAGGGGGAAUACAUUCACGACAGACGGAAUGAUAUUUUUCAUAAAAAAAGGAAGGACGGCCAACCGAAUGCUUCUCUUGGUAGGAUAGACGAUGUUAUGGGUGUGGAGAGGAGCUCGAGAUCGUGCUCUAAAUCGGAAAGGAGUCGAGACGCGCAUAGGCGAAAGCGCAGGAGGAGUAGAAGCAGCAGCGAGAGAAGCCGAAAUAGAAGUCUAAGUAGAAGCAGAAGUCGACACAGGAAGAGACACAGAAGCCGAGACAGACACAAGCACCGACAAAGACAUCGGCACAGGAGCAGGAGCGGAGGCAAAGAGAGCGACCGAAGCAGCGACGGCGAGAGGGGAAGAGACCGAGACAGAGAUAGGCAUAGACACAAGCACAGACAUAGGGACAGACACAGAGAUCACGACAGAGAUCGCGAAAGGGAUAGAGAUAGAGACCGCGAACGUGAGCGUGACCGGGAGCGCAACCGCGACAGGCACAGACACAGGCACCGCAGUCGAAGCCGAAGCCGCAGUAGGCACAGGCGCAGGGAUAGGGACGGGAGCACGAAAAGACACUCCAGUGGGAGGCACGACAGAAGUAGCAUAGGCAGUGCAGCGAAGUCUGAAAAUCAAGAGAGGCGUGUCAGGAGGAACAACUCCCCCGGCAUUGACAGCAUAGAUGACAGAUACAAUGAUGUAUCAAAACGGAGUGGCAGAUACACACAUAAUGAUGAUAACCCAUCUGGGGAAUACAAUUUAAAGGACACAGUUAACCAUCAUGGUAACACAAACGAUAAACGUUCUGGAGCACAAGAGCACUUAAAGGAUAAUAGAAAAUACAGUGACUCCUCUGAUGAGGAUAAGGAGGAAGAUUUAUCCGAAGGGGAAUUGUUAAAAAGAGUUAUGGGCAUAAGUGAAUUCAGCACGACAGACAACAAAUGUCACAACGAGACAGAUUUGUCUGGCGUUAAUAGAAGGACGAAAAGGAAGUAUCGCCAGUAUAUGAACAGGCGGGGUGGCUUCAACAGACCCCUGUCUCCCGCCUUUUAG
Messenger RNA from Plasmodium knowlesi strain H, 1227 nucleotides. RefSeq names its product U4/U6.U5 small nuclear ribonucleoprotein, putative. Bases 1 to 1227 code for a protein of 408 amino acids. The transcript has a single exon. The record is from RefSeq and is a predicted model, not a curated record. Gene Ontology annotation, cellular component: precatalytic spliceosome. Gene Ontology annotation, biological process: RNA splicing. NCBI's taxonomy places the organism in Eukaryota, Apicomplexa, Aconoidasida, Haemosporida, Plasmodiidae.